AUGUUGCUCAACGGAGUAUCUCGGGCUGGACGUGGUUAUGAAAUCAUGUUUCGAAACUGGCGAGACAUUUUUGAAUUUGUCGAGGAAUUGUUUCAGAUACAGGACGAGGAGUACCAGAAGAAGCACGAGGGCCUGCAUACCCAAGAGCUCAUGCCCAUCAGCCGGGAGAGGCUCGUCGACAACCCAGAGUAUAUUGGAAAUGGCAUCGUUCUUCCGUCCAAACCACAGGUCAAGGUCAUUCCUCGCGACAAGGUCAAGUUCGUGUCAGAGCUCGGCGAGGGCGCUUUUGGCCGCGUUUACCUCGGGGUCAUGGAUGAAGGCCGAGGGAAGGCAACUCAGGUCGCGGUCAAAACCUUAAAGAGCGCUGGUCCCGAAGCCCGAGUGGAGCUUGAGCGUGAAGUGGAGCUGCUGAGCAACCUCACCCACGCUAAUAUUGUGAGCUUUUAUGGCGUCUGUUACAGCUCCGAUUCCAUGUUGAUGGUGUUCGAGUAUAUGGAACUUGGCGACCUAAACAACUACCUCAGGAGCCACAACGAGGACGUGGCACUCCAGGCGGGCGAUGAAGCCUCAACACAUCCGAUCUCCGUGAUGGAUUGUCUCCAGAUUGCCCUGCAGGUGGCGGCAGGCAUGAAGUAUCUUGCGUCGCAGCACUACGUCCAUCGUGACCUGGCCACAAGGAACUGCCUAGUGAGGGCCAACCUGGUGGUCAAAAUCGGUGACUUCGGGAUGUCCAGAGAUGUCUAUACGACAGACUACUACCAGUUCGGUGGCAGGACCCUCCUCCCGGUGCGCUGGAUGCCCCCCGAGAGCAUCCUCUACAGGAGGUUCACCAUAGAGUCGGACAUCUGGAGCUUCGGCGUCGUCUUGUGGGAGAUCUUCACGGGAGGAAAGCAACCCUGGUAUGGCUACAACAACCAGGAGGUGAUAACUCAGAUCACCGGGUGCAAGGUGCUCAGCUGCCCCGACCGCUGCCCGCCCGACAUGUACCGAAUCAUGGUGUCGUGCUGGAGGCAGAACCCCCAAGAGAGGCCGUCCAUGGCUACCCUUUACGCUCAGAUCUGCAGUCUUAUUACUGUGGAACCGCAUGUGCUAGACUAUGACUAG
This is a messenger RNA of Penaeus vannamei (Pacific white shrimp), 1104 nucleotides long. NCBI's taxonomy places the organism in Eukaryota, Metazoa, Arthropoda, Malacostraca, Decapoda, Penaeidae. The record is from RefSeq and is a predicted model, not a curated record.